AUGAAUACUUCUGCAAUUUCAAGUGGACCAGCAAGCACAGACAGAAUCAACAAGCUCUCAGAAAGACUUCACAAUCUACAGAAAAACUUGCAAACAGAGAAGCAGACUUAGUUUGAAAAGUUAGAGCAUCGUCUGAAGACUCUUCACUCAAGGUUCGGAGAUAACUAUGAAAACUCAAACAAGCGCUUUAACUUGCUUAAGGAUCAACUUAUCAAGAUCGAGAACUAGAUUGAAAGCCAGCAGUUGGCAAGAGAAGAUCUUAUGCAGGGAAAGCACAGCGAACUGGACAACUUGCAGGGCAAGAUUGCUUCUUUGAUUGCUGAAGAAAUCAAAACCCGCGAGGACUCAGAAUUCAAACUUCGUAAGCAAAUCUAGGAAAAGGCUUUGCAGGUUCAACAAGAAAUAAUCAGAGAAGCUUAAUCAGGGACUGAGAUUGUUGGAACUCUUGAGAAAUAUUUGGAGGAGGACAUUCCCUCACUGUAUGAGAGUCUUAAGGUAGGGAUUAAUGAAAGAGAGUAAACUGAGGAGUUGCUGUUGAGGCAAGUCAGCGAGGAGUUCACUAAUAUUCACCAGGAGAUUGUGGAUGAAAAGAAGGCGAGAGAGGAGCAGGAAGAAGCCAUGCUCGAAAUGCUGAAGGAGAUCAUCAGCAAGGUAAAGGAGUAAAUUACUAUUGAGAGAUUUGAGAGGGAGAGAACUGAAGAGACUCUGGUUAACUUGCUCGAAGAGACAUGCAAUAAACUUAACUCAGUGAGUACUGACUUCUGA
Stylonychia lemnae is the source of this 765-nucleotide messenger RNA. NCBI's taxonomy places the organism in Eukaryota, Ciliophora, Spirotrichea, Sporadotrichida, Oxytrichidae. The record is from the annotation of a GenBank genome assembly.